UAAAUUAUGGAUUAUAUUCGAGAAUUUGAUAUUAAAUUGGAUAAAGAGUAUUAUUAUGCUGGGGAAGCGUUAAAUGGAACUGUUAUACUUGAUACUGUGGAAAAUUUUAAAUUACGAUCAAUCAGAGUGAUUUUAAGAGGUAAAGCUCAUGCCGAAUGGAAAGUGAUUUUAUCUGGUGACCGAAGGACAGUGAAAGAUGAUCAAUAUUUUAUUGAUGAACGAUGCGUUAUAUGGGGAGAACAAAAUAUGGAUUCAGCUGUACCAAUUUUACCGCGUGGUUUACAUCGAUUUUCUUUUAGAUUUACCCUUCCAGAAACGAGCUUACCAUGUUCUUUCGAAAGUAAACCCUGUUUUAUUAGAUAUUAUAUUAAGGUAACCGUUGACAUACCUUAUGCUAGUCCGCCCCAAGGUAUGAAAUAUUUUACCAUAAUUGGCCCACAUAUUGAUUGUAUGGACGAACAAUAUUUAAAACCAAUGAUGGGUCAAGACAAAAAAUCAGAUUGUUGUUUUUGUUGUAAGAAAGGUGACAUUACAUUACGUUGUGUGUUAGAAAGAUCGGCCUAUGUAUGCGGAGAAAGUUUAAAAUUAAAGGCUACUAUUGAUAAUCAAGGUCAAGAAGCAGUUAGACUUAAAGUCAAAUUAAUACAGUAUUGUGAAUACUUUAUUGAUCGUGGAGUUCUUGGAGUCAAUAAAGACGUUCAACAUUUAGUUUUAGAAUAUAGGGGCGAUAUAGUCAAAUCAAAUUCCCGUACAAAAUGGGAUAGUACGGAGAGUCUGGUUAUUCCCACAAUGCCAACAACUCUAGUAGGAAUAUGCCGGCUAUUACAAAUUUACUACAUGUUAAAAGUAAGUUUGGAAACAGAAAAAACUACAGAAAUUUUACAGAUGCACUUUCCAAUUACUAUUGCAACGGUUCCAUUUCGUAUUCCAAAUUCAUCACCACCAACGCUAAAAUACGAUAUUGCUAGUGGUCACGUAGAAGGAGGCAAUUAUAUUGGUCCAGAAUUUCUUUUAGGGCAGGUGUAUGAUGGUGUAGAGACUUCAAGAGAAUGCAAUGUAGUAUUAUAUCGACCAGUUUAUGUCACAGUUCAAAAAGCACAACAAAAUAAGCCAACAAAUAGCCAAUUAAAUUCUUCAGAAUAUCGAAAUGUUUAACAAUAAUUAUUUAACUUUUUAACAAUAAACAAAUAUAUAUUUGGAAUGAUUACAAAAUAAUAAUUUAUCAAUUCAUGUUGAUUACGUAUUUUCAUUUAAUAAGUAAAUACAUUAAUUGGAAAUUAUGCAGUUAAAAUCUAAUUCAAAAUUGACCAAAAAAUAUUUCAAAAUGUUUCAUGAUUUAUUUUUAUGACCAUUAAUGGAACCGUUAUCGGCAGAUGUAUCAGGAUGGAAAAGAUCAAGCACCCUAACAUGCAUUGACUCUGUUAUAUUCUCUUAUUACUUUAGCAGUAAUAAAAUCGUGUUAAGGUAAAACAAGUGUCAAUGUUAAUGAUCCUGAUAUUGGUGCUGAGCCUUAUAGAGAGGGAUAUUUCAAGGAAUUGCACUCGCGUUUGCCAGAAAUGGUACAAGGCAUUACUAACCAUUUAGGUUAACUCUUUCUGCAAGCUAAAUAAACUAGCGAAAGGCAAAUAAAAUUACGAGUACAAUCGAGACAUUCUUAGGAUAUCCUCUAUCUUUGAAAAGUCUCAUGCAACAUGCUGAACAUUUAAGCCUACUAGCGAAUCAAGACUAGUGCAUGAGCUAUAACAUCAAUUUAGGUUAUUCAUUCUUUAACAGUCAAAGUUCUGUUCUGUUGCCAGUAAAUCAAGUAAGAAUUAUUGUAUUCAGCCAAAGCUAGCACCUAAGAAUCAUCUGUCUAAAUCUAGAUUGCAGAGUUGAAUCGUUUCACUAAUUUCGAAAAGAAGCUAUAAGUUAACGUAAAACACCUUUUCAAAUUUGCAAAAAUUAUUCUUUUUAAACUAAAAGUUAUUGUCGUUCUAUUUAAGAUUCAAAAGCUCCGGCACAAAACUCAUAUAAAGAAUAAUGUCGAUUAAUCUAAAUAUUUGUUAGGGCAUAUUAUAUGAAAUUCUGAAGUUAACCUCGAGAAUAGUUCAAAAGAAUGGACGAAAAUCCAAAAUGUUUCUGAAUGGUACGAAAACUACUCAUAGGUUUAAUACUUAAAAAAUAAUUGGAUAUGCCAUUUUUGAAAUAUACAAAACAUAACUUUCGUUUAGAAUAUCACAAACUACCCUCACAGAAAAGUUCAGACUAAUUGACAAAAUAUUUUUUAAACGUUGCAUUGGUUUAAUGCGGCUUCUUUUCAUUAUUUUGACUAUUUUUUGGGAUAAGAUAACAGUGCAGU
Molecule: messenger RNA, 2338 nt
Organism: Chrysoperla carnea
Lineage: Eukaryota; Metazoa; Arthropoda; Insecta; Neuroptera; Chrysopidae
Product: arrestin domain-containing protein 3-like
Exons: 9
Coding region: 7-1155 (382 amino acids)
Biological process (GO): protein transport
Cellular component (GO): cytoplasm
Source: RefSeq, a predicted model, not a curated record